Molecule: messenger RNA, 3389 nt
Organism: Mycena indigotica
Lineage: Eukaryota; Fungi; Basidiomycota; Agaricomycetes; Agaricales; Mycenaceae
Product: CxC2 domain-containing protein
Exons: 7
Coding region: 1392-3389 (665 amino acids)
Source: RefSeq, a predicted model, not a curated record
AUGACAAACUCGUCUGUCGGCCCGAUCAAAUCAUCAAUUCUUCUUCUCUUCUCUGAAAACUCUUCAUGGCGCCUCUGACUCGCGCUCAGCGGGCAUGUCUACUUCGACGACAAUAUCGAUUUGGAGCCCCAAGAUGAGCAAAUCACACUGUCUGUCGAUGGACGAAGGGGAACCUUAGCUGGUCUGAAUUUGUCGCCUCGAAAGCGUCCUCGCACCCACAAGGUUGAAGAAGCCGACCCGCAACUCCAGGGCUGGAUGCCCUUUCCUGAAGACGACGCAGAGGAGCUUGACGCCAUAGCGUCCACCAUAUCUUCCUUCGACGUUAUUCUUGAUGAAGAACUGACCAAACGAAAGCGGUACAAUUCUGUGCGUGAAAAAAAAUGCUUAUAAUACACACUCAUCUGUCUCAGGAUGAUCCAAUGCUCAUGUGGAAGCGCAUUGCCCCAGUAUUCUUAGAAGAGCUCGCCCGGCACGACGGUUUGGGCGGCCGAGCUCACUGCAAGCUGUGUUUAGCCCCCAUAACUGAGACCGACCAUCGGUUCUUUCGCUGUCAACAAUGCGGCGACCACAUUCUUUGUGAGGGUUGUGUCAAAAAAGAGCAUGCUCGGCGUCCCCUCCAUACGUUGCAAGUAAGCUACAUUACACUUUCUAUCCUUCACUUUUAUUGACGGCUUCCUUCAGGAAUGGACCGGACAGUUCUGGACCCGAAGUUUCCCUCUAUCACCGCAAAACUAGCGGUGAGGGCGUCAAUGGCCUCGGAGAAUUGCAUCAACUGGGCCACGAUGGAGAUGUUUGCCCAUUCCCUGGCGCCAGACGAGCCAUGGUGGUUAUCGACAUGAACGGCAUCUACAACGUGGACGUUCAAUAUUGUGAUUGCAACAACACCAAUGGCACCGACACUGUGGAGCAAUUACCCGCAACUGUUGGUAUCCGGCGACGGUGGUCAGUCCUGCGACCUGUGCGACCUUUGCGGUGCUUGAGCACUUCCGGUUGCUGCGGGCUCUUGGCAACGUCACCACACCGAUUUUAUCCGUGCAUUAGAGAGGCAACAAGACCCAACUCAGACCGAGGAUACACCUGUGAGUUGCUUAGUGAUUGCAUGGUUGCUGUUUUCUGAGAUGGCAUAACUUACAGGAUCGAUACAAGGCUUUUGGUCGUAUGGCUAGGCAGUACGACUUCUUAAAACGCAUGAAACGGGCAGGGAGAGCUCACGAGCCUGGCGGGAUGGUGUCAACGAAGCCCGGGAGGGCUAGCCGUCCUUUGUUGGGCUUGUCCAGACGAAGGUCGCAAUUUGCCGGAAGGCUGGCAAAAUGUGAAAGAGCAAAACAAGUCUGUUUUGCUGUGAACUCCACAUCUACAAACUCACGUCUCUCAGAUACCUGUAUAAGCUCAUGCUUUCUAUCGACGCAAACUUCUGUUUGAAGAAUCGCCUGCGUGCCAACGAACGUGACGACCCGUCUCUAGGACCAGGACUGGGCUAUUUCGUGGAGUCGACGGCCUACAAGGAACACCUCAAGAAUUAUGUGGCGGAGAAAGACGCAAGUAGUGUUCUCGUUAAUGACAAUUAUACUAAUCAGGUUCAGGUCAGCUCUUGCGUGGCCUUCGCGGCUUUACUCCAAAAAGAGACACGUCUCACGACUGGUCUUCGUGUCUCCGGGGUAGCGGGCUGUGUCUGUUCUCGACAUGGUCUAGUGCGCCGAAGAGGACUCGGCGAUCUUCAGAAGGGCGAAAGAUAUGCGAAUGUGGACUGGAUUGUCGCCUGCACACUCUGGAUGGAGAAGUUACUCAGCUAUGGGUUUGCAUAUGACAUUAUUUGCCAAUGGAUGGUGAACUUUUUCCAACGCAUCGAAAAAAUACGGAAAGGCAAUGCGGAUACCAGCAAUUUAGCCACAGAAUUCGAAAACGUCGACAUCCAGUUUGGCCUUCCAGUUUGGCAUGCUGGCGCCCAUGAGCUUCAAUGUCGAGCGCAACUUGCCCUUGCCUAUCUCCUGGGAAUUGGCAAAACUGACGGGGAGGCAAUGGAGCGCGUUUGGGCAAGCCUCAAUCCUGCAAGCUGGGCGACUAAGGAGAUGGGGGAAGGCGCACGAUUAGAUGUCUUGGAGGAUCGCAUCGAUCAGUUGAAUUUCGAGAAAAACAUCCACUUAGGCAAGUGUCCGAUUUAUGAAAUCUCCAACUUCGCACUGACGAUCAAGAAAAGAAAAGAGUGGAAAAGUCGCAUGGAUGCCUGGUACAAGGAUCCGACGUCGAACGCUAGCCCAUUUGUCAUAGUUGGUGGGCAGGAAGAUGGACCGAGUGAACGUCAAAUCGUGGACGAGCUUAAGAAGGCUGAAGUCGAAGAAGCUCGGGCUGGUCAUGCACCGCUCUUGGAGGGGACGAAGACUGUGGUUGCAUUCAUCAAAGCUGGAUUACAAUUGCAACACAUACAACGGAAGAUUCAAGCGACUCUUAAGAGCAAGACCUUGACCGCCGACCGUGCGAGCCAAGUUCAAGAGCUCCGAGUGUCUUUUCUCAAACAAUUGCGCUCGUUUCAACAUCUGCAACUCACCUACAUGCCUGGCAUUGAAACUCUGCGCGAAGCUGACGAUGCGAAACGCGACGUGAACGAGCCCGAAUGUCAGCCUGAAUAUAUCAAGUUAUAUCUUCCCUCCGAUCUUACGGCCGAGCAGCGCGGUCAAUUACACCUCUCGCGCGUUAUCGAAACAGAAGCCAGAGUUCGGUGUGGGCAAUGUGCAGAUGCCCUCGUAACGCUGCGAACUCACCUCUAUGCGCAAAUGCAUAUGAUAUGGUUUCGUGACCGCCAUAUGGUUGGGCAACGAGCACGUACAAGGUCGGCGACGUUGAUGUCGCGAUUGGCAGAGGCAAUAGCUCGGAUCGUGGCAGCUUAUCGAGCGAAUCAAGCCGCCAUCGUUGCUCUAAAAGGACCGGGUUUUGCGCCUGAGUUCAAAAGGCUCAACGACGAGGAUAUCAAUUGUCGAUGGGUCAAGAAAGACACGCAGCGAGCCGAACACCCGCCGAGGUUACGAACCGGGUUUCUUGGAUUUGGCAUGGGUCCAACAAAGGCAGCGAGGUUCAUGAUUCAGCGAUGGGAGGAGGAGGUCGAAUUGUUGCGAGAGGAAAUGAAGCGAGUCCUGCGGUCGCUCCGAUGGACGCAGAAUCAGUGGCAGGUUCGUGCUGACAGGCAACGGGACGACGUCAACAUGCAUGUUGCUGCAGGCCUACGGGCCUAUGCAUUGCGGCAGGUAGACAUUCAUCGACGGAUGGCCGAGCGCUUCUACUCCGAAUGGGGUAGAUCCCUUGCAAAUGCGGUCCGAGCCGUUGUCAAGGAGGAUGAAGGUGUUUUGGAUGGUGCAUUCGAUGGACUUACAGACAAUGACAUGCAGAUUCUCUGA